AUGAAGAAAAGCAGAAUGAAGUCUUACAUUAUGUAUCACCAUGCGGACUUUUGGAAAAAUAAAGGGAAAGGCGAUGUUGUCACUUAUGGUGGCAGCGGUGAUGUUGGCAGGACAGACACAAGCAAAAGAACGGAUUUCCAGACAAGCGCAGGCAUGCAGACCUGGAACGACCUGCAUUCAGCUGACCAGGUGCCCUCAGCUCGUCUCCCUCCUCAACUUCCCGACGCCGCAGAACAUCCAGGUCCUGAGAAAUUCCUUCUGCGGCUUCUCAGCGAGGAACCCGUUAGUUUGCUGUCCAGGCUCAGGCCCAACGACGCCUACCGCCACGCCACCCACCCUCGUCACCCAGCCGACCUCAGGCCCAACA
Messenger RNA from Penaeus monodon (black tiger shrimp), 367 nucleotides. RefSeq lists its product as uncharacterized. NCBI's taxonomy places the organism in Eukaryota, Metazoa, Arthropoda, Malacostraca, Decapoda, Penaeidae. The record is from RefSeq and is a predicted model, not a curated record.